UUUCCAUUUCACAUGUCCAUACAAUGAGUUGUCUAAUGGCCUCCAGCUCAGGGCUGUCCAUGUGAGAAGUAAAUCUGAGAAGAGAAGGACAGACACUUAAAGAGAGAGAAAAGUUUCCCACAGAGCAUGGCCUCUGCCAUAGAAGAUGGCGUGGAUGAAAGAACGGUGGACAUUAAAGAAGAGAACUGUGAUUGGCUCACACCAGAGGAUGUGUGUGUGAAGCUGGAGGAUCACGAAGAAAGAAUUUCAGUUUUUAAAGAGGAGGAGGAGGAGUGUAAUUGGGUGACUGUUACCAUUAAAGCUGAGGAUCUGAAUGAUUACUCUGUUGGUCUUGAACUUCAAAAGUAUGAAACUGAGGAUAUUUUCAAGCAAGAUGCCUGUGAAGAAUCUCCAUCCAGUUUACAGUCCUGGUCCACUAAUACGGGACGACUGGCUACACAGGAGAAUUCUGCAGAGCUGAAAUCAGAGUUAUCAGAGCCUGAAGAGAAAAUCACCGAGGAAAAUGGGAGAGAAGGAGAAGAGUCACCUGGGAGUGUUGGAAUAAAUUUACAGAAGAAUGACAGCUUCUCUCCACCUUCAUUUAGUCAGCUCUCUCUUCAAUACAAAGAGAAAGGUAUGAUGAAAUCAGCAAGAGGAUCAGAGAACCUGACAGCAGCAUUUUUGCAGUGCAGUUCUCUCCCUGCUACUGGAGUAACACAGACAGAAGCCAUCAAAACUAAUCAACAGCAACUGGAGAAAGAAAUCCAAAUUCACACUGGAAAAAAAUGUCUGGAAUGUGGUAAAAAAUUCACACACAAAAGUGAUCUUAAUAAUCAUAUGAAGAUUCACACAGGAGAUAAAACAUAUUGUUGGCAUGAAUGUGGCAACCAUUUCCCAAAGAUCAAGAAUCUUAACAAACACACAGAAAUUCACUCUGGAGAGGAGAAACCUCAUUGCUGUAAAGAAUGUGGCAAACGAUUCUCAAGGAGAAGCUAUCUUCAGAACCACAGAAGAAGCCACACAGGAGAAAAACCGCAUUGCUGUUCAAAAUGUGGUAAGUCGUUCUCAUGUAUGAGCUAUCUUCAGAGGCACAGAAGAAGCCACACAGGAGAUAAACCUCAUUGCUGUUCAGAAUGUGGUAAGUCCUUCUCAAGGAGAAGUAAUCUUCAGAGGCACAAAAGAAUCCACACAUGAGUAAAACCUCAUUGGCAUAUUCUGGAGAACAAACAAUUUUCUGACAAAUGCAGUUUUCAAAGGCACACAGAAAUUGAUAUUGAAGAGAAGUCAUAUUGUUGUUCUCAAUGUGGAAAAAGGUUUUAAAUAUGAGCUCUUUUCAAGUAAACGCACAAACUCCCACUAAAGUGACAAUGCAGUAUGUAUGUUCUGAAUGUGGCAAAUGUUAUACAAGCCAGAAAUAUCUUUACAGACAUGCCAAAAUCCAUACUGAAGAAAAAUCUCAUUGUUGUUCUGAAUGUGGGAAAUGAUUCUUAGAUUUAUGCACACUUCAGUGCCACAUCUGAACUCAUACUGGAGAUAAACCUUAUUGUUGUCCUGAAUGUGAUAAGCAGUUCUUACAACAAAGCACCAUAAAGAGUCACAUCAGACGUCACACUGGAGAGAAUCCUCACUAUUGCUUGGCAUGUGGCAAACAAUUCUCAUGCCUCGGUUCUCAUUAUAAUCAUAGGAGAAGUCAUACUGGAGAGAAGCCUUACAGUUGUCCUGAAAGUGGAAUGUGAUUCUCAUAUAACAGUUCUCUUCACAAACAUAAAAUAAUUCAUUCUGGUAAGAAAUAAAGCUGUUCUGACUAUGGCAAGCUUUUCUCAGAUGGCACAACUCGUAUUGAUCACAUGAGAAUUCACUCUGGGGAGAAACCUUAUUGCUGGCCAGAGUGUGGCAAACGAUUCUCACGUAAGGUCACCUCUGAGCCACAUAUGAAUUCACACUGGAAUACAACGCAUAUUUCACAAACAGCAAGAAUCUUCUUCAGUAACUUAUAGGUGCAAGAAAAAAACCUCAUUGUUGUCCUAAAUGUGGUUAACGCUUUUCAGAUGGCAGUGGUCUUCAUCGUCGUAAAUGACCUGCUUACUUGUGGUAAGCCUCUUAGCUGUUCUGAAUGUUGAAAGUGGUCCUCCUGUAUCAGCCAUCAUCAGCAACACGUAAGAUUUCAUGAAGGACACAGAAACUGUACUGCCAGGACGUCGGCCAUACACGGACUGAUCAUCUCUGCACCAGUGCUGUGACAUAAGAUGGUGAACAAUACAAACACCAGACAACAGAAUGAGGUAGCAACAGUACUGUGCGGUGAUAACAACUUCAACCACAGAACACAACUGAAAAAGUUCAAUGUAACGAUUAAAAAAUGGAGAAGUCAAAUCAAAUCCACAGUGCAGUGCCAACUACCAGGAGGUGCCACUGACAACGAGGGGAAUAUUUUUGUUUCAGAGCUUUGGCGAUGGGGCCUUAUCUGAGUCACAAUGAACUUGUACCGUCUUUGGGAUGUCAUCUGAUGGCUGACGCCUGGGCUGAAUGCAGACAGCCGUUCUUAACCCUGAUAAUGAAGAAGUCAUUUAGUGACAUCAGCUGACAGCCAAUGCUGUCCAAUCAGGUACUGGAGAGGGACAGUCGAGGAGGACAGGAGACUAAAAAGAGAGCCGUCACAUGACAGACCAAUGUAGAGGGGCUUUAUAAGACUUUGAAACUGAUUUAGGUCAUCAUUUAUAAAUGAUAAGAGUCUUUACAAACCAAACACAUUCAUCAGCUGUGUGUCAAGGGUGAGUCCAAAAGUGGGAAUUUAAGGAGAUCAAAAUACAAAUAAAGAGAAGCAUUCAGGGUUUAAAGAGAAAUGUUUAAGACCUGAAGAGGGAGUCACAACAGCAUGCUAGAGUUACCACGGGGGACCAGAGUUGUGAAGAAUAUCAAAUAAUGUAUGGAAGGAAUAUUAUUUAAAAUAAUAAUAAUAAUUUUAUGAGAAAUGGAAGACCAUAGUGAAUGCGGAACACAGUGAAAAUGAAAUGAACUGAUUUUAUUGUCUGACAUAUAAGAGAAAAAGGGAAGACAAAGCAGAAACACACAGGGAUCUCUGAUGACCAAGCUGAUAAUUUGAUAAAUGAACCUAAAAAUAUAACGGAUGUCACUUUGCUCCAUGUCAGUAUAUCCUGGGUGGUGUGUGAAGGACGCUCUAUACUCUGAAUGUGUUGGUUCAGGUUUCAGUUGGAGUUCAGCACCUUCUUCAUAUCGAUACCCAAGACAAUGUUUCUUCACAUCGAGACUACAAGCUGGAGGCCACAGGAGCUCAAUAAACUCCAACAGCACGAUGGACGAUUAGAAAGCUCUGCUCUGAGAGAGUGUCAGCUACACAAAGCUUCGGCUUCAUUUACUUGACAGAAAACUCCAAAAAGCAGAAGUGGCCCCUUCUGUACCCCCACCACUGAAGGUCACAUUUGACCCCCUCACUACUCCACUAUUGGUUCACUCUGCUUGGACUUUCUGUAUUUUGUAAGUUUAUGUUUCAUUUUUUUUGGCCACACUCUUUUUACAUUUCUUUUCAUUGAUGUUCUCAAAUGUGUGAGUAUAGCUUGACUGUUACAAGGACUUAUCUAAAUAGGGUACAUUGGCCAUGAAAUGCAGUGGAACCCACAAAAUGAAGCAGUGACAUCGAUGAAAUAGGCUCAGUGGCAGAGGUGCCGGGGACAAAAUCAGAAAGGACAGCAGAGAAAAGGCAGGUAGCAACUGAAAACAAAAGAAGAAAAUUAAUUGGUGGAAAGAACUGUCAGUAACUCCUGAGUGGACCGUUGAGGACAGUCGUGGCAUGCAGACGUCAAAGUUCAUGCGUUUUUGAUUUCAAAUCUGUGACCAUGCAUUGAAUAAGUCUGUUAUUUAUCAGUUAGCGUGUUCUGAGACUGUAAUGUCAUCACAAAGAUCACACAAACACGUUGUAGCGGGUGCCACAUGUGCUAUUGUCCCGUUGGCAGUUUGCAGCUCCUUAGGGUGCAUUUCAAUAAAAGUGGAUACUGUAAAUACAUCUUUUAGGGGGAGGUCGUAACACGGAUAGGACGGUUGGUGCUGAAGACUUUAUAACUGGAAAAGAAGGAGAGAGAGAGAGAGAGAGAGAGAGAGACAUCAUGUGGUGGAGCAAAGGGAAGCGACGAGAUACCGCUAAGAAAUGUCUUAUGCUCUGUUUUGGAGAACCGGUUUCUCUUCAACAAGAACAUCUCGCCCCUAAACUGUGAAAGGUGGUUGUGAUGCUAUGUUAUGUACUAGUUUGUUUGUUUUCUUGUCUAUAUGUAAAAUCUAUAUGUGUAUCUUUUUCCCUCUUCUUUGUUUGUGGUGUUGCUUAUAGUUUAAUGCUGAGCUGGGACAUGUGGUGAGGGGUCAAAUAAAAGGACGAGCAUUGGUCA
Messenger RNA from Polypterus senegalus (gray bichir), 4376 nucleotides. RefSeq names its product zinc finger protein 502-like. The record is from RefSeq and is a predicted model, not a curated record. Lineage: Eukaryota; Metazoa; Chordata; Cladistia; Polypteriformes; Polypteridae. Gene Ontology annotation, molecular function: RNA polymerase II cis-regulatory region sequence-specific DNA binding; DNA-binding transcription factor activity. Bases 127 to 1173 code for a protein of 348 amino acids. The transcript is spliced from 2 exons. Gene Ontology annotation, biological process: regulation of transcription by RNA polymerase II.